Monopterus albus (swamp eel) is the source of this 1913-nucleotide messenger RNA. RefSeq names its product dynein light chain Tctex-type 3 (gene dynlt3). Gene Ontology annotation, biological process: microtubule-based movement. Gene Ontology annotation, molecular function: dynein intermediate chain binding. NCBI's taxonomy places the organism in Eukaryota, Metazoa, Chordata, Actinopteri, Synbranchiformes, Synbranchidae. Gene Ontology annotation, cellular component: cytoplasm; cytoplasmic dynein complex. The record is from RefSeq and is a predicted model, not a curated record. Bases 127 to 468 code for a protein of 113 amino acids. The transcript is spliced from 5 exons.
UCUUUUGUGCUCUUUGUCUCUGAGCAGCAGGUAAUAUUCAGGAACAAGAACUGGACAAAAUACCGGUGAUCGCAAAGAGUUUGGUGAUAAUAAAGAGAUCAGAUUUCUGGAUCUGUGUCAGUAACGAUGGAGGAGUAUAACUCUGGAGAUGAGGUGGUCUUCAAUGCUGAUGAGGCCAGUGUCUUAGUGAAAGAGUGUAUUGAAGGUGUGAUUGGUGGUACAGAUUACAACCAGAGUAAAGUGAACCAGUGGACGGCCAGUGUCGUGGAGCAUUCUCUGGCUCAUCUGGUGAAACAAGGACGGCCGCUUAAAUACAUAGUAAACUGUACCAUCAUGCAGAAGAGCGGCGCUGGUCUCCACACAGCCAACUCCUGCUACUGGGACACUGCCACUGAUGGAAGCUGCACAGUCAGGUGGGAGAACCGCACCAUGUACUGUGUGGUCAGUGUGUUCGCCGUGGCGCUGUGACAGCUGCAUCCAUCCGUCCUAACGCCGUCAAGUCUGUGCUUUUAAAGGCACCAUGAGCAGUGAAGAAGCUGUGAAGAUGAGAACCUCUGGCAGAUGUUAAUGUUCAGGCUUAUGUCUCCCCACAGGCAUGAAAAACACCACUUCAGAGUAAGAGUUGUGGUUUGUGAGUCUACAGCCUCGAUACAAAAAUGUUGUUUGAGGGGACCGGAGAAGAAGCCUGGUGGAGUAAUCGACUUGUGUUGUGUUGAGUCUGGAAAAGUGAACAGUAAAUAUUGUGAUCCAUCAUUGUUUUAUCAUAAGCUGAUACAAGACCCUGUAAUCUGUCCUAGAACUUGAUUAGUUUUUGUCCUUUGUCUCCUUUAUUAUAUUCCCAAAUUAUACUGACUGAACUGUAGGUGAAAGUUACUUAUUAAAGAGCAGUUUUAUCAGAUACCUGACUACUUAUGUAAAGUGUUUCUACUAGUCUGCAUUAUUUAUCUUGGUCUGUAGCUGUGCACAGAUGAGUGUGUUCUUCCAGGACAGAGUAGUUUUAAAACUUUUUCUAGACUUUGCCUGAAAAACCCAGGAAUUGUGUUAGACUGAGUUCACUGAAGCAAUUUUUAAAUCUGUCUAAAUAUGGACCCAUGUUACUAAAUUGAUACAACAGUUCUGUCAAUAGCGUUUGUUAAGCAGAUAUACACACUGUUUACUUGUCCGAUCAGGGGAAAGAAAUGUUAUGGCUAACCUGCAGUUUGUCCUCUAGAGGUCAGCACAGAACCAUGUGGAGUGGCUGCCUCUGGGUUACAAAUCAAAUAGUGCAGACAACUUUAACAUAUAAAUAUAAAUUUAUUGUGAUUUCAUCUUUUAAAUGCUUUUUAUUGAGUUAUGUAUGAUAAUGCUUUGUGUGCCAUAGGUUCUUCAUAUUUUUUUUUUGGCUUCAACAGUUGCUUGUCUUAUUUGUACAGACAUUAGGAGCAUUCGUGAUUCCCAGUUUUCAUCCUUCCACAGAUCCAUUGCAAAAAGGAGUUUAGUGCAAAAACACUGUGACAUUCUCUCUCACGCAAUUACACAUAAAAGGUUGAAAAUAAGCAAAAAGUACUUGUCAUAAUUCCAGACAUUUUUCAGUUAGAUAUAAUCGGUAUUUGUGCACCUCAUGUAAACAUCCUAACUAAUGAGACGUACUGACGCAACAAGAAUUAGAAAGAUGCGAAUACAUCAAAAUAAAAGCAUUUCACAUCACGACAGCUGUUGCUGCUCAGCGGCUGAAGCAAAGCCACUUCAAUCCCUUUUUUGUAAACAUGCAAAAACGCUGGGAGAUGUGCGUGCUUUACAGUAACGUGUCUGGUGAUGGAACAGGCUCUUCAGCAGUGCAGAGGUCCACAUCUUCUAAUCAAGCACAAAUACAUCACAGAAGCAGCGCAUGAUCACAAUAAAGCUCUUGUCAAGGGGUUUAAAAAAAAAAAAAA